Molecule: messenger RNA, 877 nt
Organism: Durotheca rogersii
Lineage: Eukaryota; Fungi; Ascomycota; Sordariomycetes; Xylariales; Xylariaceae
Exons: 1
Coding region: 139-615 (158 amino acids)
Source: RefSeq, a predicted model, not a curated record
GUCGACAAUGACGCCGAAGUGCUUCUUCGGCGACGGGAAGAGGGGGGGGGGAGAAGAGGGGCGGCGGAGAUGGACAUCAUUCCAUUAGAUAAGGGUGCUCGCGGCAUCGCAUGAGACAUCCACCACCUUCCUGUUUCAAUGCUCUUCCAGCAGCGUUCUAGAAGGGGUCGUAUUUGGGGGAGACGGCCUACAGCGUCUGGUACGGGUCCUGGGUCGACCGGGUGCUGCGUUCCCAUUCGCUUUUCAGUGUGCCGUCAAUUCUCCAGCCAGGCCACGCAGCGCCGAGCGCGACCUGGAUGGCUGGACUUGCGGCCGAAUGAGGAGAUGGCCGGGCCGCUCGAGGACGGCGAGUCCGCGGGUGGACGUCCCGUGCUGGGCAAUCCUAACACCAUCAUGCAGGCGGCCGUGCUUCUGGAAUUAGGUGCGAUGGAACGGCCGCGAGAGCAUAUCGUCGUCCGCAGCUGGGCCCGGGAGGCGUGGCGGGUGGCCGAUGACGAAUGGCGAGAGGCACAGGUGGGGAAAACUGGAAUCUUUCUAGAAGACGUUCCUAUUCCUCGCCGAAUCACAAACCCCCUUCGGGUGUGGGGUGAACCCCCUCCCCGUGGGCCAGGGUAGGGGGGCUCGGGAAUGGUAACGAUACGUAGCGUGCAGGGGGUGGAGAGAGAGGGGGGGCCAGAGAGCUUGCGAGCCCCAACUUGCCUGCCCGAGGAGCCCCUAGCUUAGCUAGCCGAGGGUCUACAUUGUCCUUUCGCUUCCCAGUGUCCUAGGCGACGUGACGUGUGCAGAUGGAUGUGGAAAUGUGUACGGAGAGAGAAGAGAGAAGGGGAAAGGCGUGGGGAAAUCCAGCCGGCGAUCGCGGGCGACGGGCCAGAAGAGG